GCCGUCAGGUUAAGUGCACCUACCUGACACUUCCUGCUGUCGUCGUUAUGGGUUUUUCCUUUCAUGCGCGUGGAUGACGUUUCUUACAUAUAUAUCACUGCCAUGUUUGUAUGCCUUCAUCAGAUGUAUUCAAUUAGAAUUUCCACGUCCUCCGGCUGAAGCGCUGCGACCUUGGGUAUUAACUCACAUUUGGAGGAAUAUUGGUUGCGGGGUAGUUUAGCCUGCAUACGAUAGGCCUACUACAAAGAUUGGAUUGUGAUUUGGUGGUUGGAGUUUUUAUUUUCGUUUACGUUACCCAGUAGAUACAGCAGUGAGACGCAACAGCGAGGGACUGACCCUCGUAUUUGUAGAGUGCUACAGACGUUGAACCUGCCCAACAUUGAACCUGCCCAACAUUGAACCUGCCCAACAUUGAACCUGCCCAACAUUGAACCUGCCCAACAUUGAACCUGCCCAACAUUGAACCUGCCCAACAUUGAACCUGCCCAACAAUCAGUGUAUACCAUGUUCAACCUGGCAUUCAACCUAUCAUCUCUGGCUAAUGUCCAAGCUCUCUGAAAUAUGGAUGAGAGGUCAUGUGUGCUGUCCAGCUAAGGGCCUUGGUCGCCCCCCCCUCCCCCGCUGCACGUCGUCGUGAGCAUGUACCGUAGGAACGGUCUCUCGGAUGGCGCCAGCAUUAACUCCGCCUCCUCAGUGGGAAGCAGCAGCUCGGACUCUCUGGAUGGGCCGGGCUUGGAUUUCUCCAAGAGUUACGAUGCCGUUGUGUUUGACGUGCUGAAGGUGACGCCCGAGGAGUUUGCUGGUCAAAUCACAUUGAUGGAUGCUCCAGUAUUCAAGGCAAUACAUCCAGAGGAGCUGGCUAGCUGUGGAUGGAACAGGAAGGAGAAACACCGGCUGGCGCCCAACGUGGUUGCGUUUACACGGAGGUUUAACCAGGUUAGCUUUUGGCUGGUGAGAGAAAUUUUGACUGCCCAAACACUGAAGAUCCGAGCAGAAAUACUGAGCCAUUUUGUUAAAAUAGCCAAGAAACUGUUGGAGCUGAAUAACCUUCACUCCAUGGUGUCUGUGGUGUCUGCCCUGCAGAGUGCUCCCAUCUUCAGGCUGAGCAAGACCUGGGCGCUGAUCAGCCGGAAGGACAAGACCACGUUUGAGAAGCUGGACUUCUUGACAUCCAAAGAGGACAACUACACGCGCAUGAGGGAGUACAUCCGUUCUCUCAAGAUAACACCAUGCAUCCCCUACCUGGGCAUCUACCUAUUGGACAUGAUCUACAUCGACUCGGCCUAUCCGGCAUCGGAUAGCAUCAUCGAGACAGAGCAGAGGACCAAUCAGAUGAACAAUUUGCUGAGGGUGAUCUCUGACCUGCAGAUGUCCUGUAAAUAUGAUCACCUGGUGACCCUCCCCCAUGUUCAGAAGUAUUUAAUGUCCGUGCGCUAUAUCGAGGAGCUUCAGAAGUUCGUAGAGGACGACAACUUCAAGCUUUCUCUGAAGAUCGAACCUAUGCACGGCUCCCCGCGCAUGGCCUCAUCCAAGGAAGACCUAGCAGGUCCGUCUGAUGUGUCUGCCUCUGUGAGGUACAACUACCGGAGACCCACCUGUCCCGACGCCUCGGUGAUGGUGCACAUGCCCACGCCUCCCCCCUCUCGCCACAGGAAGAGCCAUAGCCUGGGCAACAAUAUGAUGGCGUACGGCAUGGUGGAGAGUAAGAGCGCCACGUUCCCCAUUGAGAAGCCACGCCACCUGUUGGAUGACAGCUUCCUGGAGUCCCAGAGCCCAGCUCGAAAUGACCCACAUAGCAUGGCCAUAUCUAACGGCAUGUCUUUAGGCAGCAGUGAAAGCUCAUUCGGCGAGGAACUCUCACCAGGGAUGGAAAGGGGACGCAUGUAUGCCACACUGGGCCCCAACUGGAAGGUCCCUCUACGUAAUUCACCUCGGAGCCACAGCUAUGUUUACAGCCCCUCGGGUGCCAACCCGUGCCACGGGUGCAGCGAGGUGGGCAGUGUUACUAUCGAGGGGCCCCUUCGGAGGAAGACACUGCUGAAAGAGGGCCGAAAACCCAAGUUGUCAUCGUGGACACGCUUUUGGAUAACUCUGUCUGGUUCGACGCUGACGUUCUACGGGGCCAAAGCCUUGAGGGCCUCCGAGAGGAAGCAUUACAAAUCUUCAGCCUGUAAGAAGGUGUGUGUAACGGGCUGGAUGGUUGUCCUGCCUGACGACCCGGCUCGACCGAACAUCUUCCACCUCAACGACCCGGAUAAAGGUAAUGUUUACAAGUUCCAGACGGGAUCCAGAUUCUCUGCAAUCAUCUGGCACAAAAACCUGGAAGAGGCUUGCAGGAGCUGUAGACCUCAGAUACCAACCAACCUAAUGUCAUUUGAGUAAUGGACAACCAGUCAGCUUGCCCAGUGGGGAGUUAGUGCCAAGCCCUUUUCUAUGGGAGUCUAACAAACUCUGAUAAAAUGGUGGAACGGAGGAAUUGGUUGGAAUCCUAUGAAAUGAGUGGUGAGGAAGUGUAGAAGUGUGUGUGUGUCUGAUUCUACAGACUGGGGCAGAUGCUCUUUACCACUGGGGACACACACACACACACAGCAGCGUUUUAGCCAAGGACUACGUGCGAUGUCUCUCUUUCCAGAGAAAGGAAAACAAAUAUGUAAAGCCCCUGUUUCGUGUCAAAGCUUUCUCGCUUGUCGUCGUUUGUUCCGCUGCUAUAAACGUUCUGAGCAAGCUCAUAUUUCUUUGGCCCAUGUUGGGUUUUGCUUAGAAGAAAGGAUUUUAAAAAAUACCUGUAAAUGCACAAAGUGUUAAGAGACUGUGAUAAGGGGGCUCGGGGACCAGUGACUUGGGCCCUUGGAGUAUCAGCACUGCCAUGGCCCCCUAACUAUUUGAGCCAAUGUUUCAGACCACUGUUGACUGGACACUUUGCAAAACACACGCUAGAUUGAUGCUCAUUGUCGACCCUGGUCCCUGCGUCAGGCAGCGGACUGAUACUCAUCGUCGACCCUGGUCCUUGCAUCAGGCAGUGGACUGAUACUCAUCGUCGACCCUGGUCCUUGCGUCAGGCAGUGGACUGAUACUCAUCGUCGACCCUGGUCCUUGCGUCAGGCAGCGGACUGAUGCUCAUCGUCGACCCUGGUCCUUGCGUCAGGCAGCGGACUGAUGCUCAUCGUCGACCCUGGUCCUUGCGUCAGGCAGCGGACUGAUACUCAUCGUCGACCCUGGUCCUUGCAUCAGGCAGUGGACUUUACAGCAGAAGUCAUGACUCAUUGAGUUUUCAAAUAAGGGAGAAAGGACUUGGCUUUCUGAACAACUAGUUAUUUAACAUACAAAGGCUCAGUCAAACCUGAACCACCCCCUGCUCAGCCAAACCUGAACCACCCCCUGCUCAGUCAAACCACACUAUUUAUUAUAGCCAUACAAACAAUGUCUGCCAAUUUUUUUUUACUCCAAGUAGGUUGAGCAAGAAAAGCCUUUAUCACCAUUCGUCAUCUCAUCUGAACCAAUAAAGACUUUUCUACCAAUCAGAAAUGAAACAAACACACAGGAAGAAAAAAACGAAAAAAACUUAUGUUGCACUUUUUGUCAUAACAUUUUAAGUUUGAUUCACAACUUUAUUGUCCAUCAAAGGGGAAAUGUAUUUGGUCACUUGCAAUGACAUUCAUCAUCAUCAUCAUCAUCAUAGAAAAGACAUCACAGAUUUUUUUUUUUUUCAUUUUUUCCCUCUACUUGUAUACGAACCAGCUUGAAGCUUCACUACCAGAUAAAGGCUUUAGAGAAGGGUCAAGAAGACACUAGAGGGCCUCAGUUCUCUUGUGAUAUUAAUCUGCUUGAGAUUUCAGACAGUGGGAUUCAGCACCAUCACUGAGUUAAUUGUACAUAUUUAAAAAAAUAUAUAUAUAUAUUUUCGUAUUUAUUUUCUCUUUAGUUGUCAAUGGGAAAUGAUGGUAUGAUUUCAAGGGGGACAGUUCACCCACAUUACAAAAUGACACCCUGUGAAUAAGUUAUGACAGCAAUCAAUGCUCUGGUUUAGUUCCCUUGGAACGGUUUUCACAUGCUAACGAUUUAGCAGUUGUGGCACAAAUCCCAUUCAAGUCAUUGGACCGAUAUUAGCAUUUUUAGCACAUAAUUUCCAAAUUAUCCAAAAGUAUCUCAAAUUGUUUGUGAAGCUCAGAAAAAAAGUAACUUAUUGAUGAUUUUGAAGAUGAUGUACAGAAAAUGCUAAU
This is a messenger RNA of Oncorhynchus kisutch (coho salmon), 4220 nucleotides long. Its product is annotated as ras-specific guanine nucleotide-releasing factor RalGPS1. Gene Ontology annotation, biological process: Ras protein signal transduction. Gene Ontology annotation, molecular function: guanyl-nucleotide exchange factor activity. The coding region runs from base 640 to 2382 and encodes 580 amino acids. Gene Ontology annotation, cellular component: plasma membrane. The transcript is spliced from 21 exons. Lineage: Eukaryota; Metazoa; Chordata; Actinopteri; Salmoniformes; Salmonidae. The record is from RefSeq and is a predicted model, not a curated record.